Molecule: messenger RNA, 1632 nt
Organism: Monodelphis domestica (gray short-tailed opossum)
Lineage: Eukaryota; Metazoa; Chordata; Mammalia; Didelphimorphia; Didelphidae
Source: RefSeq, a predicted model, not a curated record
GGCUCCCUGGGUUUUAGCCUCCCUGUACGAGCUCUCAGGCCAGACUCCUGCGGGGACCACUGCCCUCACAUCCCCAGUCCUCACCAGGGUCCCCCAGCGCUGGUCAUUCACACUCUCCAGGGACCGAUCAUCACUGACUGAACAUGGCUGGUGGUAAUGGCAGCAUGAUGGUCCUCAGAGUUUUCCUCCCACUGAGUUGGUUUACUGCCCAGAGCCUGGUGAACGCCCAGUUGACCCCUGCCUCAAGCCGGACCCAGGCUUGCCACAGUUUUCACUGCAGAGGGGAGAUGUGCUAUCAGGGAGCCAAGUACGCCAACCUGACUUUGGACUGCAAGGAUGGAGAACAGUACUGUGAGCUCUACCAAUUCACCCCCACCCACUACAUGGCUCGGUGCAGCCAGCAGUGCACCAGGGGCAGCGGCGAUGCCACACCAUGCAUGACGCCCAACGGCACCGUCCUCCGCCAGGACCUGUGCUCCCUGCAGUGCUGCAGGGGCUCCCUGUGUCUCUCUCUCAAUGCCGCCACCUACGGGAGCAAAGGGCUCACUACAUCUCCUCCUUCAUCUUCUGCUUUUCCUACCCUCCAGAGAAAUGGCAAAGUAUGUGGGAGCUUCUCUUGCCAGGGAAAUAACUGCUUCAGGGGACAGAAAGCCCUGACCCGCUGCCCGCUGGGCUCCGACUUCUGUGUGAUGAAGAAGACAAGCUCUGGCUAUGAGGCAGGCUGCAGCCAGGCAUGCCAAGUGGGAAGCCCAGUGUGUUCCCAGUCCAGGACUGGGUCUUGUUACCAGGAGUGCUGCCGGGCGACGUCCUCCACCAGCUGCCUCCGGCUAGAUGGAUCCGUUUACUUUAAUGGAGCAACUGCCAGACCUGAAAGGAGCCUUCUCUCAGGGUCACUGGCCAUGGCCAUGCUCCUCCUUCUCCUCCAUUCUGGCCCACUACCUUUUCUGCCCUCCUAGAGGGACAGGUGCAGAGUGGGGUCCUGGUGAGAGGCAUGAGAGGGGCCUGAGUAGACCCUAGAGGCUCUGGCUAGUCCUCCUCUCCCAGCUCUCCCAGCUCUCCCAGCUAUAGCCAGAACUUAGUAGAAGAUGAAACUUUAAUGCUAGGUAGGAGACAGUUACUAUUAUAAAUACUUCUCUGUUCUUCCUCCUGAAGUCCCUGAGUUUCCCCUACUCCAGACUCAGUCAUUGGAUGCUUUUCUGAUAUUGGGAUGAAGGGUGCUGAUUGGGCUCCAGACCCUGGGCGAAAGAGAAGUUCAGGGUUUGGGGGAGAGGGGAGAAGCCAGUCCCUUCCGUUCCAAGACCACUUAAUGACCGGACAGCCCUGCGCAUCCCUCCUUUCUUUUUUUCUUUUUCCUUUUUUAAUACCUAUUUAAUUUAUUAAAAUUUGUUUACCAAUUAUGCGUAAUAACAAAUUUCUGCAUAAGUUUUCCAAAGUUAUAUGAUCCAAAUUGUUUCCCUCCCUCUUUCUCUCCCCUAUCUCAGAAUUGACAAGCAAUUCGAUCUGGGUUAUACAUGUAUUAUAACGCAAAACAUAUUUCCAUAUUGUUCAUUUUUGUAAGUGAAUAAUCUUAUAAGACCAACCUCCCAAACCUAUGCAUGAAUAAACAAGAGAAAAAUCAUAUGCUUUCAUCUA